AUGAGCAGCAUGUCGCAACUCGCCCACUGGAAGCCCUCGUGUCUGAUGGUCGGUCUUCUGGGACUGACUGCUUUCUCCCCUGUCCACGCAUUCCCUGCUCAGCCAGCUCCGACUGCGCACAAAGCUCAAUCCGCACCAGCGAUAGAGCCUCGCGACCCGAGACUCAUCCCCGACACCGAGGCAUACCUGUCCGAUAUAUUCAACUUGCUCGGUGUGAGUCUGUCAUCCUCCUCGACCACCGAAAUGGUUGCCAUCGCGACACCCACAAUUUCCAUCCCCACCACAACGGUACCACCGGUCUCGAUCACCGACAGCACGACCGACUCUGACACCGACGGAUCCCGCGUACAAGCCAAGCCCAACCAGCCAACCGACGCCCAGCCGACGAUGAUCAUCAACGGGGUGGGUGUCAUCACCCCGGCAAACAUUCAGCAAGGGCAGGAUAAACCGUUUGAAAACAUCCAGAUUGGUCCAGGGUACCAGGGGGGCAAGAAAUUGGCUGUUUCUGAUCUGCCGGUGAUCUUUGCGGCAGUGGAAUCGGAGGUUGCGGCGCGAUUGCAAAAGACACUUGAUAGCUCUGAUCAGAUUGGGUUGAAGGAUCCCUUUGGACUUUAG
Messenger RNA from Penicillium oxalicum, 615 nucleotides. RefSeq lists its product as uncharacterized. Bases 1 to 615 code for a protein of 204 amino acids. The transcript has 2 exons. NCBI's taxonomy places the organism in Eukaryota, Fungi, Ascomycota, Eurotiomycetes, Eurotiales, Aspergillaceae. The record is from RefSeq and is a predicted model, not a curated record.